AAAUGUCGCAGUAUCUUGCUGUGGGUGCAAUCAUUGAAGAAAUUAAUCUAAUCACUGUCUUGCUGAAAUGAAAUCGGAAUUAAAUAAGUUAUAAAGUAAAAGGAAUCUAAAUUAAGUAUGGUUGUUGUUUGCGCUUAAUAAUAUUAAAUUAUUCAAUAAUGUCCAAAGAUAUAAGAUCAUUUUUUAAGCCAAAAAACUCACAGAAAGCAAAAGUGGAAGAAGAUGAUGAUGAUAUUAUACCAGAAUCCCCAGAUGUACAGAUUAGGAAUAAGAAAAAGGAAUCCAGGAAAAAAAGAGUUCUCUGUGAUUCUGAUGAAGAGGAGAUAUUUGAUUCAAAGAAAAAGAAGUCUAGUAAAGAUUCUAUGAAGUCUGGAACAAAAAAUAAAUCACCUCAUAACAAUCUUAAAGAAGUCAAAGCCGCUGAUCUAUUUGGUAGCGGUCCAAUAAAAAGAACAGAACCUUUGGUAAAGAAAGAAAAGAAAAAAACAGAAACUGGUAUUCAUUCUGAUGAUGAUUUUGAAAAAAGUCUCUUAGAACUAGAUGCCGUUGAAGAACUGGCAUGUAAUUCAAUUGAGAAACAACCUCCUGUGAAUGUGAAAAGUCCUAAUAGCAAAGAGAAAGAUGUUCUGACAAAAAAAGACACUCCAAGUAAAAAAAGUAAAGUGAGUCCUAAACUAAAGGAGGACAUUAAAUCUAAAACGGAUGAUUUUAGUUCAAAAUCACACACAAAUAAAUCAAAAGUUAAUGAAAAUAAAAGAAAGUUUGCUGAAUUUAUUGAAGAGAAAAUUGAUAGCAACUUAGUUAAAGCUAAUGAGGAGAAUACCAGUAAGAAAAAGAAGCUAGAUGAUAAUAUUAAAGAUAAAAAUAAUGGAAUUAUUAAUAUUGUGAAAAAGGAAGCAGACCUUGAUGAUAGUAAUGCAAUUGAUAAUAGUUUGAAUGAAAGCAUACAUGAAAACAAGAAAAAGAAGAGAUCUAACAAAUCCUUGAAUGAAUCAACCUUGACAGAUGAGGAGAGACAUGAGAGAAAAUCUUAUUCUGCUGCAUUAUAUCAGAAAUAUUUAAAUAGGUCUGGUCCUAAACAUUUAGGUGCUAAGGAGAUACCUAAGGGCUCACCUGAUUGCCUAAAGGAUUGUGCAUUCCUCCUGACUGGUGUUUUGGAUUCUUUUGAAAGGGAAGAGAUCACAGAAGCAAUUGUCAAAUAUGGUGGCUGUAUCAAAAAUGCUAUAAGUAAAAAGGUUACACAUGUGCUAGCAGGUGAAGAUGCAGGUCCUGCUAAAAUGUCUAAAGCCCAAGAAUUGGGCAUUAAAAUUAUCAAUGAGAAUGAGUUCCUUCAAAUAAUUAGAGAUUCAGUAAAUAAAAAGACAAAUGCCACCGAAAACAUCACCAAAGAGGUUAAAAUUGAAAAAACACCAAGUAAAAAAGAUAAAUCGAAAGGUCUUCAUAACACAGAUAAAUCUGAUAAUAAGAUAUUAAAAGGGAAAAAUAUAUCUGGAAUAAAAGUUGAGAAAUCAAGUAGUGAUAUACCAAAUAAAAAAUCUGAUAAAGUAAAACAGACUAAAUCGAAUCAUGAACAGAACAUCAAAUCAAAAAGCCCAUACGAAAUCAAGAAUGAGACAAAUCCAAAAAGUGAUAAUAUUGAAGAUGUGAAAUCAAAGGAAGAUAUUAAAACAAAUAAUAUUAAUAAUGGUACAAAGUCAGAAUCAUGUGAAAGUAUAGAACCGGCUACAUCCACUCUAAUGUGGGUAGAUAAAUACAAGCCUCAAACUUUGAAACAAAUCAUUGGACAACAUGGUGAAGCAAGCAACGUCAAAAAACUAUGUAAUUGGCUCACUAAGUGGUACAUAAACAGGAAGGCGAAACUGCCUAAACCUAGUCCAUGGGCGAAGAAUGAUGAUGGGGGUUAUUAUAAAGCAGCUCUGUUGUCUGGACCACCUGGAGUGGGUAAGACAACGACCGUAUCCCUUGUUUGCAAAGAGCUGGGUUUCGACAUGGUGGAGUUCAAUGCUUCGGACACCCGCAGCAAGACCCUCAUCAAGGAGCAGAUCAGCGAACUACUCACCACCACUUCGCUCUCAGGAUUCGCUAAGGGUGUAACUGGAAAACAAGCUGUGACAAAGAAACAUGUUUUAGUCAUGGACGAAGUUGACGGAAUGGCUGGGAAUGAGGAUAGAGGCGGUCUCCAAGAGUUGAUAGGUCUGAUAAAGGCCACGUCGGUACCUAUAAUCUGUAUGUGCAACGACCGGAACAGCCAGAAGAUGCGCUCGCUCGUAAACUACUGCUACGAUCUGCGCUUCAGCAAACCCAGGGUCGACCAGAUUAAGUCCGCAAUGAUGUCGAUAUGCUUCAAAGAAGGAGUGAAGGUUCCUCCGGAACUACUCAACCAGCUGAUAGUAGCUGCCAAUCAGGAUAUACGCCAGACUAUGCACCUGCUGGCCGUGUGGGCUGCACACCCAUCCCAAACGUCGUCAGGCGCACAGAAGCAGCACACUGUGAAAGACGUCAGACUGGGUCCCUGGGAGGUGGUCCGCAAGGUGUUCUCCGAGGAGGAACACAAGUCGAUGAGCCUCAACGACCGCAGCGACCUGUUCUUCUACGACUACAGCCUGGCACCUCUCUUCGUACAAGAGAACUACUUGCAGGUCACGCCGCAUUGCCCCAAAAAGGAAAUAUUGGAUCGCGUGAGCCGAGCGGCGGACUGCAUCAGCCUCGGCGACCUGGUGGAUGCCAGGAUCCGAACCAACCAGUCCUGGGGUCUACUACCCACUCAGGCUAUGUACUCGUCAGUGAUGGUCGGUCAAGAGAUGCGCGGGCACGUGGCGGGGCAGAUCCAGUUCCCGGGCUGGCUGGGGAGGAACUCGCGCGCCACCAAGACGCGCCGCCUGUGCCAGCAGAUCCACGCGCACACCAGGCUCAGUACUUCCGGUUCUAAAUCAUCAAUAUUCCUGGACUACUGCACGCAUCUUCGCGACGCCAUAGUCAACCCAUUGAUCAAAGAUCGCGGCGACGGCAUCGCCAAGUCUCUGGAAGUGAUGGAAGCCUACCACUUACUGAGGGAAGACUUGGACUCUCUCACUGAACUGUCUCUAUGGCCCGGACAAAGGAACCCUAUGCUGUUGAUCGAUUCCAAGGUGAAAGCCGCCAUGACGCGUACGUACAACAAGUCCGCUACAGCGUUACCAUAUGCGCCCGGAAACAUUAAGAAAGGUCGGGCUAAAGAAGACAACGAACUCGGCGAGUUCAACGAAAUCGACGACCUUGACGAGGAUCAAGCAGACGAGGACGCAGACGACAGCGACCCGGAGAACGAUGCGCUUAUCAAGAAGAAGAAAACCGAAAAGCCAAGUUCCAGUAAGGAGAAGUCCAAUUCUAAAGAGAAACCGAGUACGAGCAAAGAAAAGGCUGGUACCAGUAAAGAAAAGAAGAAGAAAAAGUGAUAUUCACAACUUUUAAUGUGUCAAACCGAAACCAGCGAUUAAGUUAGUGAUAUUUUAGGCUG
Chilo suppressalis (striped riceborer) is the source of this 3496-nucleotide messenger RNA. Lineage: Eukaryota; Metazoa; Arthropoda; Insecta; Lepidoptera; Crambidae. The record is from the annotation of a GenBank genome assembly.